GAAUGAUCGUCGCCUGUCUUCGGGCACCGGCGGUGGCGUCGAGCAAAUGAAACACUGUUGACGUUCCGCAGCGCACACAGAAUUCGUUUGUCUCACGUUUUCUCUUUCUGUCGCUCUCUCUCUCUCUCUAUCUUGCUCACUCUUUUUCUCUCUUCUCCCUCUCGUUCCCGUUACUGUCGAUACCGUUUCGCCGAUAGUCGACCUGGUUGUUGUUGCGCGUUGAACACUUUUUGUCCUGAUCUAACAUAUUCUCGCAACAUCCAUUGAACCAGAUGUGAGUAUGAUUGUCAACGCAAUUUCCGCCGCCACGACCGUGGCCAAUCGAAUUAACUUAGAUGUUGAUGAAUGAUGGAAACUGAAACUUUAGUGAUGACUAGCAGAAGAAGAAUGGUAAUUAAACCACUAUCGUUAGCAGAAACUCUACAAAGCAAAAAGUCAAAUUUAUUGGAGGAAGCUAAGGACAGUUCUCCGAUUCCAUCUCCUGCAACCAGUGAGAAAAAAAGGAUUUUACUUCAAGAAUCUGAGCUUCCUAUAAUUCCUACAGUACAACGUAGCAAAGUCAAAUUAUCAUGCACAAUUAGCAACAAUUUAACCGACACUGAUGAUUCAGAUUCCAAUGAUUCUACUUUAAACGACAAUCCCACAGAGAAAAAUAAGCCUUCAAAUAAUAAAAAAACGUACUACGCGAUAACUUUAUUUUUGUGUUGGGCUGCUAUUCAGUACUGGAUGAUUGCUGUAGCAGGUUUUGGAGCAGUAUUUUUUGCUGUCUCUGCACUUAUUGCUAUUUAUAUUAACACAGGUACAGGAAAUAAACGCAAUGUAUUGAGCGCAUAUUCUGUGUUUAAUCCUCAAUGCACACCUAUUCAAGGAUCAGCAGAUCCCAAGCAAUUGGAACGUGAAUUAAUUUUUGGUGGUUUAUAAUGUUACAUCUGUUUGAAAGGAUUUUACUAUUUUCAAUUAUUUCCAGGUGCUACUAUAAUUUAUUUACAGUACAGUUUUUAUUGUAAAUUGA
Molecule: messenger RNA, 1012 nt
Organism: Sipha flava (yellow sugarcane aphid)
Lineage: Eukaryota; Metazoa; Arthropoda; Insecta; Hemiptera; Aphididae
Gene: Saysd1
Exons: 3
Coding region: 346-921 (191 amino acids)
Source: RefSeq, a predicted model, not a curated record